Messenger RNA from Alosa sapidissima (American shad), 1210 nucleotides. RefSeq names its product TOG array regulator of axonemal microtubules protein 1-like. NCBI's taxonomy places the organism in Eukaryota, Metazoa, Chordata, Actinopteri, Clupeiformes, Clupeidae. Gene Ontology annotation, biological process: microtubule cytoskeleton organization. The transcript is spliced from 5 exons. Gene Ontology annotation, molecular function: microtubule binding. Gene Ontology annotation, cellular component: cytoplasmic microtubule; cilium. The coding region runs from base 445 to 960 and encodes 171 amino acids. The record is from RefSeq and is a predicted model, not a curated record.
CCAUCCUGCAGGCCUUCAGGCUGCUCAGAGACGACGACUGGUGGGAGUAAACAGUAGCUAAAAUAGGCUAGGCUAACACAUCUAAGGCCUUUAUUUAUUUACAGGCCUUUAGCUGUGAUAUUGUAGGUUACAUUAACAUAUUGACUUCAGACAGAUGAUAGGCUUUCAGCUAAGAUCAUAGAGUCUAGACAUGAUGACAUAUGUGUGUUAGAAGAAUGUGUUCCUUCAUUGAAGAUAGCCUGCCCUAUGCUAGGGCUAUAUGCUAAAGUCAAGUCUAUGUAUCCUCAUGUUCCUCUGAGUUGAGUGUGUUUUCUCUUUAGGGAGCAGAAGAUCGAGGCCCUGACCUCCAUCAGGUCUCUGUCCCAGCACCACGCUGAGGUGCUGCUGCCCAGGCUGCAUGAUGUGUGUGUGGCCGUCUACCGCGAGGUGAAGAACCUGCGCUCAAUGGUGUCCCGAGUUGCCAUGGUGACGCUGGCCCACCUGCACGCUCACCUGGGGCGAGCUAUGGACGCAGAGGCCGAGGGCACAGCCCAGACGCUGCUGCCUAAAGCUGGAGAGGCCAGCGGCUUCAUCAGGGAGGACAUGGAGCUGGCACUGGGGUACAUGGUGCUCAACGUCACCCCCUCUCGCAGCAUGAACGCCUUCAUCAACACAGGACUCAGGCACCGUAAUGCGGCCGUGAGGAAGACCACUGCUCAGUUCCUGGAGAGACUGGCAGAGGUCAUGGGGGCAUCCCGCGUCCUGUCAGGGAAAAAGGACUUGACUGACCGGUUUAUCCAUUCCAUCAGCUGCCUGGCCAUUGACAGUGCACAGGAAGUCAGGACCCAUGCCCGUAACACCCUGGCAUUCCUGGCUUCACAUCCUAACCUUAUCAAGAUGGUGGACAGGUUCGCCCCUCAGAGAGACCAAGUCACUGUCAAGGACGUUAUCAACAAAUGCCAGAAAAGAAAUUUGCAUUAAAGUAAACAUCCAAGUCAGAAGACUGCAACAAUUGAUUUUGGAUUACAAACAAAUCUUCAAAUGUGGCAUAUGAGGUGCUGAGACCAGGCCUAUGAAAAGCAAAAAGCGCCCAGAUUUAAAUGUGGCCAUAAUCUCCAUCUCGCCGCCGAUCCAAAGAAAGAAGGAAUUCUGGCAGCUGCAAAGGAUCGCCUCCACCAAUACCAAGCUCCUUCUGCCCCAACUAUUUCACUCUCAAGACACUCCACCUCCC